This is a messenger RNA of Prorocentrum cordatum, 4146 nucleotides long. NCBI's taxonomy places the organism in Eukaryota, Dinophyceae, Prorocentrales, Prorocentraceae. The record is from the annotation of a GenBank genome assembly.
AUGGUCACGUCCCUCAACUUCUUCGGAACGGGCGCGUGGGCCGGGGCCCCAGAGGGCCCCGACGACCAGCCUGGCGCCAGUGCCGGCCAUUUGUCCAGCACCCAAAGACAUUCCGUCCAGCACUUGUGGGAAGCUGCAGUGGAUUUCUUGUCCCGCGAAAGCCCCUUGCCGUCCAUAACGGCCAUCAAGCAUGACCUCUUCACCCGCCAGACGGACUACGCGGGAGAAGCCGUGGCGGUCCGGAGGGAGCUCGUCGCCGAAAAAGUUUCCCCUGCUUGGCCGGAGCGCGGCGAGGCUGCAUCUGUCCCCGUGGUGUCGUUCCUCGAUGGAGAGCUGCUGGACGACGUGCGUGACCCCAGAUCGCGCCUGCUCCCUCCGGAGCAAUGGCCGGAGGAACCCCCGAGGUCGCGCGUUUGGGCGUCCGACAGAGAAUGGUACAAGAUUGUCAAAGAAGGGGCUGCCCGAGGCAUCUUCGCAGAAGUCGAGCUCGUUUUCCGAGAUUCCGCAGGCCGGCCAGUCGUCAACGGCGCAAUGGGGAUUGACAAGCACCCCAAAGGGCCAGUUCCUGGCCCCACCCUCUUGCGUUUCAUAUCGAUCUUCACGCCGAUUAACUCCUACAUGCGCAAGCUGCGGGGGGACGACCACACCCUGCCCACGGCCACCAUGCUCAAUGCGUGCAUUCUCGAAGACGGCGAGGAGCUCUGGGACGAUACCGAGGACCAAAAAGGAUGCUUCAAUAUCUUCCGCCUCCCGGACGAAUGGCUAGGAUAUUGUACGUACUCUAAGCAAGUAUCUGCCGCGGCUUUCGGUGACGACCCCAACCGUAUGGCUUGGGUCGGCAUUCGUAGUGUAGCCAUGGGUUCAAAGAUUGCGGUUUCCAUCAUGCAACGAGUCAUCCGCACGCUCGUCUUGGACAUCGUUGGCGCCGACCCCCGCACUGAACUACGGCGGGACAGAGCGUUCCCAGACGGUGACGUCAGCAUCGUGUGCCUCGACGGAUUCGACUUUGUUCGGAGAGCGCAAUCUCGCCUGUGCAAGUUGCAAAUCGUGGAGUCCAUGGAGCAUCAGCAUUUCGUCGCUGCGUGCGCCAAACACGGAAUCCCCCUGAACCCGGCCAAAUCCCUAGUGGCGCAGUUGCGCGCAGGCAUCCUGGGGGGCCUGCUUCUGGGAGACAAGGGGUGGUUGAAGUUGGCGCCAGAGAAGGCCAACGCCCUGGUGGUCCAAACCGCGGUGCUGGCAACGGAGCAGCAAUGGCAGGCCGGCGCCCUCCAGCACCGGGCGGGUCAGGCAUGUUUCGCCGCUGGCUUCCGCCGACCCCUCUUCGCUGUCCUCGAGCAAAUCUUCCCCGCUAUCCAGACCGCCCUGGACGCGCCUGCGCCAGCAGACGCAGCGGUAAUAGACGAAAUGAUCGCCUUCGCUUGUCUGCUCCCUCUCGCGCACACGAAUCUCCGGGCGCCUGUUAAGCGCACCAUUUCGUGCACAGACGCCUCCGAGGACGGCGGCGGGGCCGUCUGCCCCGCCCAGUGCGGUGCCGUGACGUGCUGCGUGGAGUGCCUGCUGCAGCAUCGGCGUCAAGGAUGUUCGCUCGCAGGCUCCCAAGUGCUGUCAGAGUCCGGCCAAAAGCAUGUGCGCCUGGAGGCCGAUGAUGAGUUCACGGCGCGGGAGCACUGGACAGUGCCUGGGGGCUCGUACGCGGGCGCGCGCCGCCUGGCACACGCCGCCGGCCCGCGCCACCGGCACGCGGCAGGGCUAGGCGGCCGAAGCGUGGUGGACGCCGACGCACACGGACAGCUGGCAGUCCAAAGGCUAUUGUGGCGUGUGCUGCACUGGGGCUUCGCUGUCGUGCAACACCCUUGGGAUAGCCCGCUGCGGCAGAGCGAAGGGGUGCGGUCCCUCCUCCGCUACAAGGGUGUAUUGUGCACCAGGGUCACCGUGACGGGCGUCGCGCCCGCCGCGGGCGACACGGAUCUGCGUUUGCUACACAACUGCCGCCUGCUUGAACAAACGUUCUCGGCAGAAGAGACGGUCGCCCAGCGAGGCGCCUCUGCGCGCACGCAGGAACAGUUCUGUGCAGCAUACUCCCGCGCCGUUGCCCGAGCACUGCGCGAGCUCGGGCAACAAGGCGUGCCAGCAGCGCCCUCGGACCAGCCAGCGCGGGUCGAAACCCAGCUGGCGCGCGCCCGCCGGGGAGGCACCCAGGGCGCUUUAGCGCCAGCGGCCCAGGAGAUCGUGCGACUCCUGCAACGCAUGGUCCCUGGAGGGGAGCAAGCCCACCUCCGGUCCAUGCUUUCGUGGGCGGACACUAAAGGCGCUCAUGUGUGGAUGUCCACCAGCGAAGUUGCCGAUUUGCGGCAAACUGUGCCCUACCCGGCAUUCGCCUGGAAAUGGCACGUUGUCAUGUCGUACCGGUGGAAAGCGAAACAACAUAUCAACGUGUUGGAAUUAAUUGCGUAUUUAAACUAUGUCCGAAAGAAGUCUCGCUCUCGUUGUUACCACUCGUUGCGAUUCAUCAACGUCUUUGACAGCCAAGUGGCCGCGGCUGUAGUCGCAAAAGGCCGCAGUUCCAGCCGGCGCCUCAACAGACCGCGGCGGAAACUCAUGGCGUUGGAACUCGCAAUGGAUGCCUACUCCUUCGGUGUCUGGACCAUAUCAGAAUGGCAGUUCGCGGACGCCGCGAGCCGCCUUCACGCAGGCGGCAACGUCGAGCACGUCAUCAUCCACGACGCAGUCGCCAUCAAAGCCCUGCAGGCGGCAUCUGCAGGCCGGUCUCACACGCAGCCUCUCUACACCAAACCACCAAGCCAUUUCGCGCACGAGUACAAAUGGCUGGCGCAGUUCUUCGGCAUCAGUGGGGACACAGUUACGCCCUACGGGCUCCGGAGAGGGUCGAGCGAGGCCAAAAGUGUGAAUAUCAAGACGUGGCAGGAGGGGGUCAUCUACGGCACGGUGGCUUCCGAGCACAAGCAGGAGUCCGGCCUGGACGCGGACUUCGCGCAGUGGCACAAAGCCGGGACGCCGACGCCAGUGAACCAGGUCGUCCCUCGCCGGCUGCAGGGCGAAGGCUUCGUCCGGAAAGUCCGGAUGACCAACUUAGCCUUCUACGACACGUGCGUCGAGCACAACCUGCGCACGUACGACCAGGUCUGGGCGAGGGCCACCGAGCUCAACGAGCAGGGCGACAGGGCGCUGCUAUCGCACCUUGUGGACAACGACGCCCGGGCAACCCUGGCCAAGGUGGCCCAGGCUGCGGCUUCGAAGGAAAAGCUGCGGCGCGCAGCUCUGACCCGCGAGCAGCUGCUGGAGGAGUUCGUCUCGAAGAAGACUUGCUCGUGCUCGAGCCCUGGCUGGUGCUUCGGCAUGAUGAAACAAGUGCUUCGGGCAAACUCACUGGACGGGCCCUUCCAGCGGGAGGUCUUGGGGGCUAUGAGAGCAGGCCGGGCCAAGCAGAGGAACAUCUGCUUGGUGGGGCCGCCGGACUGCGGAAAGAGCUUCUUGCUGAAGGGUUUGCGAGGCCUCUUCGGGUGCUACGAAAGACCCGACAGCGGCCCCCACCAGCUGGAGGACUUGCUCACCGCGGAGGUAGUCUUCCUGAACGACUUCGAGUACGACUCGAAAGCGCCCGAGUGGAUGCCAUGGGCAUUCUUCAAGGACUUCCUAGAGGGGUCGCCUGUGAAAGUAGCGGUGCCGAAGCAGCGGGGCGGGAACACUGUCUUCGAAGGAGACGCCCCGGUCUUCCUGACGAGCCCCAGCGAGGUCACGCUCAAGAGGUACAACAAGGAGGUGGUGAACGAGAUCGCGCAGAUGCGCAAGCGCAUCAAGUACCUCUGGCUCCCGCAGGAGAUCCCCGCAGAGAUGCGCCAGGAGGUGAAACGGGUCUGCCCCCACUGCUCUGCCCGGUUGUACUUGGAGGGGAAGGCCUUCCUGGACGGCCCAGCAGGCAACGCCCCGGCUGGCGGCGCGCCAGCGCCCGGACCUGUCGCCGCCGCCGCCUCCGCUGCCCAGAACGAGGAGCCCGCCGCCAAGAGGGCGCGGCUCGCAGCAGACUGCGCGGCAAAGCCAGCGCAAGCCAAGACCCUGUUAGACGUCGGCGCACUCGAGCAGGCAGAAUUCGACCGCUUGAAAGCGGACCUCCUGGGGGGCAUGUGA